AUGAUCCAUCGUUCCCCCACAGACAAUGACCUGCAAGGCACGGACGGCUCGGGGAGUCUUGGGGGCCCUGAUGUCCGCAGACGCAUCCCCAUCAAACUCAUCUCCAAACCGACCAUCAGGAGCAAACCUGCUCCCCGGACACAAAGACCCAUGGGCAGGCUGCCCUCCAAACCCCAGGCUGGGGAUGAAGGUUAGCCAUCCACAAGUGCUUUCUUAUCUCCUUGUUUUAAUUCCCAAGGGCUAGGAUUGGGAUAGGGAAGCCUGUUGCUAGGUCAUAGAAGCAAGCUUUCAUAUGGGACUACUGUAAGGCAACAUAUCUGUGUUUCUAGAGAGUUUUAGCUUCAAGCAAGAGGAGAGGUUCGACUGUGGUACCAAGGCUGGGGAUGUUUUUGCAAGUCAACGGAGGUUCCCCCAGCAAAUGUUUUGGGACUUUAAGGUAGUGUUUUAAUUUCUAUCUUUGGGAGAAAAAAAUGCAUUCCUUCUACAUCAUUACUGUGUCAUUGACCUCUUGGUCUUUUCCCCACAGUUGAAUUUGAUAGGUGAAAAGGAUGACAUUCCAGCUCACUUUUGUGACAAGUGUGGUCUGCCCAUAAGGAUCUAUGGACGCAUGGUAUGUCUCUUCGAUCAAGUUUUUCAUAGUGUGUUAUGUGUCUCUUAAAAACGUUUUAUAGUAAAAGGCUAUGAGUGCAGCAGCAUAUAAUGUUAUUAUCUGUAUGAACUCCCCAGAUUCCAUGCAAACAUGUGUUCUGCUAUGAGUGUGCAUUGCUCCACGAGAAGAAGGGAGACAAGAUGUGCCCAGGGUAAGCUCUUGACAUUUAUUUUUAUUUUUAACCUAUCCACUAGUGCAGUGGUUCUCAACUGGUUUUGCCAAAUUGAACCAGGUUGUCUCAGUCGGUACCCAACAUUCGUCUCGUGAAACAAAAAUAGCCAAAAUACAAUCUAGAAAAAUAUUUUGAAUGCUAUAUUGAUUGUAAAGGUAGCAAAUUAUAUGACGAGGGAAAAACAUUCCCACAUUUUUCAUUGUCAAUAUUUAAAAUGUUCCCAUAUUCUUGAUGAAGAAUAUUAAUAAGCUCACUGGUUUGAGACCACAAAAUCAACCAAAUCCGCUUAAUAGCUCUGCUAAUAGCUCUAUAAAAAAUACUUUGAUUGAACAAAAAAAAAGAUUAAAUUAUAAAAAAUAAAUAAUUGUAGAAUCAUUAUAAUUUCUACACACUUUCUACCUGGUUGUAGUUGUUUAAGUUCAGACUGGAGUAAAAUCAUUUUUUAACUCAGACAGCCGCAUUUAGUGACCUUACGUUUGAUUCCGGGGCAUGCGUCAAAAUCGCUAAGCAGUUUGCCUCAACAGUGUACCGAGGCUUGUAUCACUUUAUCAGAAGGAAGUGAUCAAUGACGUCCGAAGCUUCGUUUUGUCGAACAACCACCUGAUUGGUUUGGUAUUGGUUUCGGUAGAAGACAAGGCGUGAAGGCAUGUGUGAUGCCAUCUAUAACAAUUUGGCUGUUCUAAAUUCUUUUGACCAUUACGUGCCACUAGUGUACUCUGUGUUGAUCGAAUCCUUGCGUAAUGAACCUAUUUUCUCCACAACUGUCUGGAAAUGCUCAAUGCUUCAGGAAUUUUUGUUUCCCCAUUACUACCCACGACCCAUUCAAAACUUCCCACCAGUUGAGAAUCGCUGCACUAGUGUAUUCAACUGUCCAUAUACUAUCUGUAUGUGUGGUUGCUGACUGCACUUACUAACUAAACCUUUGUUAUGUUCAGUAUGCAGCUCUUCAGCUGCACAGACCUGGUCCAGCGCAUCGAACAGUGUCUGCGGGGCUCCCUGUACAUGUGCAGCAUCGUGCAGGGCUGCAAGCGCACCUACCUUUCCCAGCGUGACCUGCAGGCCCACAUCAACCACCGCCACAUGAGGGCAGCUAAGGCCUUGGCAAGCCGCCAGGAUGCCCUGCACCUUCCCACAUCCUCAGAUGUGCCUGACCGCUUCCGCGUGCCCCCGCCUCACCUGCCCAAGACCCAAGGGCACCUCCCACCCCCCCUCCAACACGGUGGUCAUGACCCCUACGGUCAGCCACCACCGGCUUCCCAUGAUGCGCCUCCUCUUGCCCAGGAGACCUUCCGCAUCGCCACGGUAACUACACGCGCACGCAGCAACCUCAUCACCGUGCCCAUCCAGGAUGACUCCGGUUCUUCCUCCACAUCUUCCUCCCGUGACCCUCUCCCUCCCGGCCCGGGCCCUGCUCCACCCCCACACCACCAUCCUGGGGACUACGCUGGUCAGCCUGUAGUGUCCCACCCCCACCACAUGAUGGCGCCACCGCAACAGCACUACGGCCCCCCUCCUCCUCCCCCUCCACCCAUCAACCACCCCAUGCAGCACCCGCCCCAGGGCUCUGGGACACCUCACAUGGUGUACAACCAGGCAGGCCCUCCCCCGCCUAUGUCCAACGCACCCCCUCCCAUUACCCCCCCGCCAGGACACAUCAUGGGUCAGAUGCCCCCCUACAUGAACCACCCUCCUCCAGGCCCCCCACCUCAACAUGGUGGUCCUCCAGUCAACGCCCCCCCUCCCCACCACUACAACCCUAACACCAUGCAGCAGUUCCCUGAGGAUCAGGGCACACUCAGUCCCCCUUUUAACCAGCAAGGGGGUCUGAGCCCUGGGAUGUGGCCUGCCCCUAGAGGGCCUCCUCCUCCACGGAUGCAGGGCCCCCCACCUCAGGGCCAGAUGCCUGGACCCCAUCACCCCGAUCAGUCCCGCUACCGCCCUUAUUAUCAGUAA
This is a messenger RNA of Coregonus sp. 'balchen', 2774 nucleotides long. NCBI's taxonomy places the organism in Eukaryota, Metazoa, Chordata, Actinopteri, Salmoniformes, Salmonidae. The record is from the annotation of a GenBank genome assembly.